Molecule: messenger RNA, 1547 nt
Organism: Passer domesticus (house sparrow)
Lineage: Eukaryota; Metazoa; Chordata; Aves; Passeriformes; Passeridae
Product: excitatory amino acid transporter 5-like
Exons: 10
Coding region: 32-1456 (474 amino acids)
Biological process (GO): L-glutamate transmembrane transport
Cellular component (GO): plasma membrane
Molecular function (GO): L-glutamate transmembrane transporter activity; glutamate:sodium symporter activity; neutral L-amino acid transmembrane transporter activity
Source: RefSeq, a predicted model, not a curated record
GCAGUAUUUUUCCUUUCCUGGAGAGCUCCUCAUGAGGAUGCUGAAGAUGCUGAUCCUGCCCUUGAUCACCUCCAGCCUCAUGUCUGGGCUGGCCACCAUGGACUCCAAGGCCUGUGGGAAGAUGGGGGUGAUCACCAUCACCUACUACCUUUGGACAACCUUCAUGGCAGUGACUGUGGGGAUCAUCCUCGUGGUCAGCAUCCAUCCUGGUGCAGCUGCCCAGAAGGACAACUACUCUGUGGGGAAAGUGGUGCUCAGCUCCGCCGACGCGUUACUGGAUUUGAUCAGAAACAUGUUUCCUUCUAACCUGGUUGAAGCUUCGUUCCAGCAGUACCGAACUGUUCUUGUCCCAGUGGUGAAGUCUCCUGGAUUUCCAAAGAUCCCAGGAAAACCUGUCAAUUUUAUUUACUUUGCACCUGAUGACAAAAACCCUGAAAUCCAUCGGCCUGUGUUCCUUGAGCUGACACCAUCACCUGAGAUGACAUACAGGACCCUGGCUGGGACCAGCAAUGAGAUGAAUGUCCUGGGCAUUGUCAUCUUCUCAGCAACCAUAGGACUUCUCCUGGGAAAAAUGGGUGAGCGAGGAGCCCCGCUGGUUAACGUGUGCCAGUGUCUGAAUGAAGCAGUUAUGAAAAUUGUCUCCAUGGCCGUUUGGUACUUCCCCUUUGGCAUUAUAUUUCUCAUAGCUGGAAAGAUCUUGGAGAUGGAAGAUCCAUCGGUUAUUGGACAGAAGCUGGGACUGUAUGUCAUUACAGUAGUGUCAGGGCUUGCCUUGCAUGGAAUCAUCCUCUUACCUCUGCUUUUUGUGCUCAUCACCAAGAAAAACCCCUUUGCUUUCAUUCAGGGGAUACUGCAAGCCUUGCUGAUCGCCUUAGCUACAUCCUCCAGCUCAGCCACCCUGCCCAUCACCCUCAAGUGUCUCCUGGAGAACAACGGCAUCGACAGACGCGUGGCGCGCUUCGUGCUGCCCGUCGGGGCCACCAUCAACAUGGACGGCACCGCGCUCUACGAGGCCGUCGCUGCCAUCUUCAUCGCCCAGGUCAACGAGUACGAACUGGAUCUGGGGCAAAUCAUAACUAUCAGCAUCACAGCCUCAGCAGCCAGCAUUGGGGCUGCUGGGAUCCCUCAGUCCGGGCUCGUCACCAUGGUCAUCGUGCUCACCUCCGUGGGGCUGCCCACCGAGGACAUCACCCUCAUCAUCGCCGUCGACUGGGCUCUGGACCGGCUGCGAACGAUGACCAACGUCCUCGGGGACGCGCUGGCUGCUGGCAUCAUAGCUCAUGUCUGCCAGAAGGACUUUGCCCCAAAGGCCCCCCCGCAAAACCCAGUGAGCAACACAGAGAAGCUUCCUUCUUCAGAAACCUCACAACUGCAUCCCAAAGGCAAUGGGAUUGAAAUGACAGAGGAAACCCUGUUGGAUCAGACAGGAGUUCACUAUAACAUCUGCCAGGUGUAGAUAACAGCAUUCCUGCUCCCAGAAAUGGCAUCUUGGUGCUAAACACUGACAUUGUGAGUGUCGCAUAUGGAUGCUCUGCAAGAUAAAGGCC